GUUACUUCAAAAAGUGGAAUGAGUUGCACAAAGUUUUUGUACUGUUCGAUAAGCAUGGCAGACAUAAGCCUGUUUUGAGAAAUAAAACAUACGGCAAUUUAAGAAGAAUAUGGCCGUAUACUUACACCGGGAACGUUCGAGUAGCUAAGUUUCAAAAAAUCAUAUUGAAGAACCAAGCAUUAUAUGCACUAGACCCAACAUGUCUUUCACAAUUAUCCAUUUCAAUGAUGUGUACAACAUAGAGCCACAGUCUGAGGAGCCACUAGGGGGAGCUGCUCGUUUUGCAGGAUAUGUGGCCAUGUGUAAAGAACAGCAUCCUUUAGUCCUCUUCAGUGGUGAUGUGCUCAACCCAUCGCUCAUGAGCAUCUUCUUGAAAGGAGAACAGAUGCUGCCAGUCCUCAAUGGUGUGGGCGUCAACUGUGCUGUCUAUGGUAACCAUGACUUUGAUUUUGGUGUUGACCAUUUAGAAGAUUUUGCUGAGCAAUCAUCAUUUCCAUGGUUACUUAGCAAUGUCAAAGACAAUCUGGCAGAGGAACCACUGGCUUUGGGAGAAAUAGCGCACAGCUUGGUGUGGAAUGAUAUAAAGAUUGGCUUUGUUGGUUUGGUGGAAGAGGAGUGGAUAGAGACGCUGGCCACUCUCGACCCCGAGGAUGUAACAUACCUAGACUUCGUCACCGAGGGUCAGAGGCUAGCCAACCUCCUCAAGAAAGAGCAAGGCUGUGAAAUAGUAAUAGCACUGACCCACAUGCGAUGGCCAAAUGACCGUCGGCUGGCAGAAAUGGUUCCGGAGAUUGACAUCAUCUUGGGAGGCCAUGACCACGACUACGGACUAGAGAAGGUCAACAACACAUACAUUGUGAAGAGUGGUACUGACUUCAGGAAUCUCAGCAACAUCAAGGUGACGAGGACUGGCGAUGGGUGGGAGUUCGACAUCCAGAGAGUGGACCUAGACUCUAGUAUACCUGAAGAUCCUCUCAUGAAGGAGAUUGUGGACAGUAAACUAGAGGCUGUGGGAUCCAAGAUGGACGAAGUGCUGGGGGAGAUGGCUGUAGAGAUGGAUGGCAGAUUCAGCUGUAUACGAACCCAGGAGACAAAUCUAGGUAAUUUUGCGAUGGACAUCAUGCUGACAGCAACCAAGGCUGAAAUAGCAUUGCUCAACUCAGGGACGUUCAGAUCGGACAAAAUACAUCCAAAGGGAAUCUUCAAGAUCAGGGAUCUUCUCACCAUAUUGCCUCUCGUUGAUCCAUUGGUGGUCCUUAAAGUCACAGGAUCCCAGCUCCAUCAGGCUCUAGAGAAUGGGGUGUCCAAAUACCCCAAACUGGAGGGUCGCUUCCCCCAGGUGUCGGGGAUGGUGUAUGGAUUUGACCCAAGCAAACCUCCAGGGAGCCGUGUAGAUUCCCACGUGAUGAAUGUGCAAGGGGAAUACCUCGACCUGGAUAAGGAGUACACACUGUGUACCAAAGAGUACAUCGCUAUGGGGAAAGAUGGCUAUGAUGUAUUGAAGAAUUGUGAGAUUGUGGUGUCAGCCGAGCAGUGCCAGUCUCUAUCGACGACCGUCAACAACCACUUUGACUCAGUGAAGAUCCAUAGGGGGCAGAAACCAUGCAAGUCCGGGCACAGACAGAGUUUGUUGUGUCUAGCUCGGAAAACCAGCAUGGUGAGACAGGCUAGCAUGGACCAGGUAGACAGACCCUAUCCCCUGGUGAGACAGCAGAGCAUCCAUGAGGCGGAGGCUGAACAGUGCUACCUGGCCCCUAAAGUUGACGGCCGAAUCUUCCAGUACAACGACGAGAAACUGAAGUUGAUGUUGGCACUGAAGCCACAGUUUAGCAAGAUGCUCAGGAAAGUGUCUGAGGAACCCACUGUGGAGAUGGAGGAAGAGGAAAACUGAAGAAAAUUAGGACCACUGCAAGAUCAGAUUUCCAAGUUUUAUUACUUUUUUAGCUUGCCUUCCUGAAGUCACACAAAACCUGGUUUUACAAUCAAUGUUAAUGACUUUAGUUAAAAAUCAUUCCACUGCUUUUGCAAGAUAUAAGAAUGCCAAAUAUCACAUCUACCUCAGGCCACAAGACAAUUAUUGGUAACUUUCCUGAGAGUGAUCAGUUGGUGAGUACAGUUGUAGCACCAUUGUGAUGGGUAUUUACUUAUUUUUAUGCUUCCCAAGUGAAAAGUACAUAUAAAAAUUGUGAUACUGCUACAGUGAAGUUAUCUUGCCAGUAUGAUUCAAUCUGCCAUUGUAAACGAAUCAAAACAAAUUGAAAAUAAUAGAAGAUAGCUGUUUGAUUGAGCUGGUGUUGUUAGCCAUGUGAUAUUCAUUCACUCAUAAACAGCACCCAGCUUUUUGCUUUGUUGAAGGGUGCAAGAGACAUGUUCUCUCCAUGAGAAAUCAAUGUGCAGCUUGUGCUUCCUUGGUGGCAGGGUAUAAGAGAUGUAUUCUCCAGCUCUGAACUUUAUUCCCUCCCAAGAAGACUACAUAGCGUCUUUGAAUGGCAUUUAGAAAUGAUAAACAUAAAAGAUGAGAAUUGAUAGAUAACUUCUAUAUUAUCAUACAUACAUACAGUGUAUGAAAUAAGGCCCAUCCUGACCACCCGAGAUGGUCUAGAUUUCUGACGGAUGGU
Haliotis rubra (blacklip abalone) is the source of this 2618-nucleotide messenger RNA. Its product is annotated as mannosylglucosyl-3-phosphoglycerate phosphatase-like. The coding region runs from base 200 to 1891 and encodes 563 amino acids. Gene Ontology annotation, molecular function: hydrolase activity. Lineage: Eukaryota; Metazoa; Mollusca; Gastropoda; Lepetellida; Haliotidae. The transcript is spliced from 15 exons. Gene Ontology annotation, biological process: nucleotide catabolic process. The record is from RefSeq and is a predicted model, not a curated record.